ACAUGAGGUACCAUGUUCAUGUAGAACUAACAAGAUAACGUCUGCAUUUGCAUAGAGACGAAGCAUGUCUCUGAGCCUCAUCCACCAUAAACCACUUUCUUCUUCUUGCAUCUUCUACCUUCACUCUUCCACUUCACACCACAUUCACACUCUUUCAAAACCCUUCUUCCUCUUACACUCCAAAACCCUCCCAUCAUCACUCUCUCUCUCUGCAUCACCAUCUAAUUCUUCCCCUCACUCUUCAACAACCCCCAUUCCCCUCCCAUAUCUCCAAGAAGAAGAAGAAGAAGGCCAUGACCCAGAUGAACCAAACUACAAUUUCUUCGAAACUAGCAAAUGGAUUUCCUCCCAAGACCCUCAAAGCGAAGAAAAAUUGUACCUUGAGGAGGACCCUCACAUCUCGUGGCACCUUGCCACGGACCUGGAUGAAGAAUCUGAAAUGAGUUUGGAGAAGGAAGAAAUGGGGUGUUUUCAAAAGAGGGAAUUGCCUGAGGCUGAGGGAAUUGUGGGAGAAAUUGUUGAGCUUGCAAGGAACUUGCCUCAAAAUUUGACUCUUGAGGAGGCAUUGGCUGAGUAUGAAGGAAGGUUCAGUGAAAAAGAGUGCUGGGAGGUUCUGGAAAUUCUUGGGGAGGAGCACCUUCUGCUGUGUUGUGUGUGUUUCUUUCAGUGGAUGAGUCUGCAGGAACCAUCACUUGUUACUCCUAGGGCUUGUACUGUGCUGUUUCCCUUGUUGGGAAAAGGAGGCAUGGGCGAUGAGGUGAUGGAUUUGUUCAGAAACUUGCCAUCAAGCGAUGAGUUCAGAGAUGUUCAUGUUUACAAUGCCACAAUUUCAGGUCUUCUGUCUAGUGGCAGGUCCGAAGAUGCUUGGAAGGUGUAUGAGUCAAUGGAAACAGAGAAUAUUCAUCCAGAUCAUAUGACAUGUUCUAUUAUGGUUACCGUUAUGAGAGAACUUGGCCAUAGUGCAAAAGAUGCAUGGCAAUUUUUUGAGAAAAUGAACAGAAAAGGGGUCAGAUGGAGUGAAGAAGUCUUAGGUGCAUUAAUAAAUUCAUUUUGUGUUGAGGGUCUGAGGAGGCAAGCUCUCAUCAUCCAAUCUGAAAUGGAGAAAAAAGGGGUUUCUUCAAGUGCAAUUGUGUACAACACUCUGAUGGAUGCAUUUUGUAAAUCCAACCACAUAGAAGCAGCCGAAGGCCUUUUUGUUGAGAUGAAAGCUAAAGGUAUUAAACCUAUUGCAGCUACCUACAACAUCCUAAUGCAUGCAUACAGCAGAAGAAUGCAACCCAAGAUUGUAGAAAAGCUAUUGGAAGAAAUGCAGGAUGUUGGCUUGAAGCCAAAUGCCACAUCAUAUACUUGUCUAAUCAUUGCAUAUGGCAAGCAAAAGAAUAUGAGUGACAUGGCUGCAGCCGAUGCAUUCUUGAAGAUGAAGAAAGUUGGUGUAAAACCCACUUCACAGUCUUAUACAGCACUGAUCCAUGCAUAUUCGGUUAGUGGCUUGCACGAGAAAGCUUAUGCAGCAUUUGAAAACAUGCAAAACGAAGGUAUUAAACCUUCCAUAGAAACCUACACUACUUUACUAAAUGCAUUUAGGCAUGCAGGUGAUGCUCAAACAUUAAUGGAAAUAUGGAAGUUGAUGAUCAGUGAGAAAGUUGAAGGAACAGGGGCGACAUUCAACAUUCUUGUUGAUGGUUUUGCGAAACAAGGUCUCUUCAUGGAAGCAAGAGAGGUAAUAUCUGAAUUUGGGAAAGUUGGAUUGAAACCAACAGUGGUGACUUACAAUAUGCUGAUAAAUGCAUACGCACGUGGAGGGCAACACUCAAAGCUGCCACAACUAUUGAAAGAGAUGGCAGUUCUUAAAUUAAAACCCGAUUCUGUAACUUAUUCAACUAUGAUAUUUGCCUUUGUCCGAGUUCGAGAUUUUCGGCGGGCAUUUUUUUAUCACAAGCAGAUGAUCAAGAGUGGGCAGAUGAUGGAUGGUGGUUCAUACCAGACGCUUCAGGCCCUUCUGGAGACCAGACCUGCACGGAAAAACAAGGAUUGGAGUUCCUUGCUUGGUAUAAUUAAAAGUAAAAUGGGUGUGAAAGUGAGGAGGCAGAAAGAUGAGUUUUGGAAGUUCAAGAAAAGGCAUGUAAGAAAAAAUAGUUCUGAUGUUAGUGUAUAGUAUUAGUAAGUUAAGGAUACAAUGCCCUGUAAGAAUUGAAAGUUCAAUUUUGACCCACUUUUGUUUUCUCAAAUAACACAAGGAGCUUCUUGUUGUUAACUGUAAAGAAUAUAUGCCCUUACCUUAUACAUUGCCUCUUCAACGAACCAUGUACGUCACACAUUUUCAGGUAGAUGUGGUUGGUUUAAAAUUUAAAAUAUUAGUACGCGGACAUUGAGUGUUCAUCCUGUGAACAAUGAUCAAUGGAACAAAUUAAUGUA
This is a messenger RNA of Glycine soja, 2415 nucleotides long. RefSeq names its product pentatricopeptide repeat-containing protein At5g50280, chloroplastic-like. Bases 65 to 2155 code for a protein of 696 amino acids. The transcript has 2 exons. Gene Ontology annotation, molecular function: protein binding. The record is from RefSeq and is a predicted model, not a curated record. Lineage: Eukaryota; Viridiplantae; Streptophyta; Magnoliopsida; Fabales; Fabaceae.